GCUGAAAAUAACUCUUUCUCUCUGAAUCUGCCUUGAGAAUUUGGCAUCCACUUGGCAGAGCAUAUGAGGCCUCACUUUAACAUCACACCCAAAACAAAAACACAUCCAACAGUCCAACCAUACCUCAGUACUGCACUGGGAAGUCAACCUAGAUUUUUGUGCUAAACCUCUGGAUUGAGACUUUAACCCACCAAUAUUUUACUCAGAGGUAUCACACACAAACACACACCCGAUGUACGCGGGCAUAUAUAUUGAUUUAAGAACUGAGGCAACAGGACCAAAAUUUGCCUACACCAAAUUUAUGGAAUGACAAAGAUUGUGCUAUGAGAAGCACAUUGUUAGAAGACAAACACAUCAAGGAAGGUGAAUAAAGCUGUGGCAGUUUGCACUCUACAUGAGGAACUGUAAGAUCACCCACUUGGGACCUGAGAAAUACAGAUCAGAGUAUUUUCUAAAUGCUAAGAAGUUUAGAACCGUGUGAGAGUAGGGAGAUUUAGGAACCUAAAUGCAGGACUCACUGAAAAAUCAACAGGUACAGAGAUACAGCUGCUGUUACACAAGGGUGGAAGUUAUUUUAUAGUUAUGUAAAGUUUUGCUUAAAACCUAAUUCGAGUAGGUAAUUAAUUCUUAGUACUGCACCUCAAAGGAUAUAUUGGUUUUAAUGGGGUACAGCAUAGAUUCACCAGAACGCCACCAGGAUUAAAGUGUUAAAUUGUGAGGACAAGAUACACGUACUCUGCUUGUGUUCUCUUUGUUGUGAAUAUUGAGGAAUAAUCUAAUUAAUGUAUCGAAGAUGGCUGAAGAAAUUAUGGAGAUAAAUUAUUUCCUUAGGUGGCAAACUCGGAACAAAAGCAGUUAGGAGAAAUAACGUUUUCUCUCAGCGACUAAAUAGUGUUUGGAGUGCUGCCUUAAAGCGUGGUAGAGGCAAGGUCAACUGAGGCAACCGAGAGAGCAUUACUCGAUUACUUGGGUAAAAAAAAAGGUGCAAGGAUAUGGGAGAAAAGCGAGAGAUUUGUACUCAGUAAUGAUGCUCAUUUGAAGAGUUAACAAGCACGACGGAUCGAAUGUCCACAUUCUACGUAUCAAGUCUUCUCUAGUUAAAGGGAACGUGAUAUUAAAAAUUGAGCCAGAGCUAGUAGUCGUACGAGGAAGCAUUUCUCCGCAUAAACGAGAAUAGAGAAAACAUUGUCUGUACUGACAGUGAAAGGGCUCAGUGCCCUAGGUUUAGCUCUUACUGUGAGGAACUCCGGUGCUGCAAGGUGACAGUGACAAUCGAUGAACCCACUCAUCUUACCCGGAGUACAAAAACUAACGCACUUCCGUUUCUGUCGUAGCUUUUAAUGCGUAGCAAGUUGCGCACUUUAUUUUACUAAUGCUAGUGGCUUAUAUUCUGAUGAGCUAUUGAGAAAGCCAUUGGAUUUAAUUUUCGCAAAAGUAACAGUUUGACUUGCAUUACGGGGAUACUAGCCUAUAACGGAAAGAGGCGGGAAAGUGAACUCGCGAGCGGAAGUUUGAGGAUUUGAACCGACCGAAUAGCCGGGUCAGAGGAUGGAGGCUCCGGUUGGCCGCGUGCGCUGCUCGUCGAAGCGCGCGGUGUUGGCUGCGCUCGAGCGCGCGGUGGAGCCACUACGGAAGCGGCUGAAAAACAUCCCGCAGGAGGCCCAGCAGAUCUUUGAGACUGCUGUUCAGGAGAACAUACUUAUCAAUGGCCUGUUAUGGCAAGAAGUCUCAGAGGAAGAUGAACUCAGACAUGGUAGUGACAUAAGGACUUUAGAUGAUGAUUUGGAUGAAUGCAUUAAAGAGACGGCUUCAAAACGUAAGCAGUUUCCAAGGAAGAUUGUUGGACAUCUUGCUAGGACUAUGAAAGCAGAAAGGGAAUCACUCAAGCAAUAUCAGCCUGUAGUAAAGUCUCAAUUGAAAACGGAAGUUGAUUCAGAACAAGUAUCGAAGGAGAAGGAGUUGUUGAGAAAUGCAUCAAAUAUUUCUCGAGAUAUGAGUGACACUAUGAAGCAUUUACCAGCAUUUAUGGAGAAAGCUGAAGGACUUUUGCAAACUCUAACUCUUGUUCCCAUUAUGAAGCAAUCCCAGACAAAUAAGGCAAUAUUCUCAACCCACACAGAGACGUACUUCCAAAAUAGCAAUGAACAAGCUCUUCUGUUUGAAAAAUCUGAUGUCACUCCCACAGAAACUGAAGAAAAAAAUUUGCUGAAGAGUCGUAAGUCACAGAAAAGAAAAUCAGAUUCUUACAUUAACCGACAAUAUCCAAAACGAAGAUUGCAUCUUGGUCAGUAAUCCUGCACGGUAUUCAGUGUCAACAGACAGCUUGUACAUUUUGUAUAGCAUGUUUUUUUUAAGUAUUUCUAGUCAGAUCUGGUGGAAAAGUUAGGCCUUUUGCAUCUUUCUACCCUAGCCACUUGCAAACUAUCUGCAAAGGUAUUUAUCCAAAGUUGUCUGUUCGUAUAAUUAGAUACAGUGAUAAUGCCUAGCCCUGACAAGAGGUUGUAAAGUGAGAUAAUAUUAAGUAGAUUUAAAAUAUUUUGUUUGAACAGGUGAAACCUAAAACAGAUAUGCCACCUUAUUUACUUUGACAAAAAGUUGACUUAGUCAGAUUCUGAAAUACAAAAAAUCUGAACUGUGUUAUAGAGUUCCAUUCCUGUUUUAGUGCUAAAAUCUCCAGAUAAGAUUUACUAAAUUGUAUGUAAAAAAAACUUGAUUUUUGUAUUGGUUACUUUUUAAUUUUUUUUCCUUCUGCUUUCUGUUCAGUUACUUCUUAAAUGAACAUAUCUGGUAUUCUAUUACACAGCAAUACGUAGUUAUGAUUCAGUUACUUUACAUCUAACAAAUGAUGACUCAGUUAAAGUAAACUUGUAUGAAUGUAUUGAAAAUGAAAUGGAAAUGAAAUUUGUUUUAUAAAUGGACAGUGAAAUGUGAGUUGUUUAACUACUUUUAACUAUCUUGUGUUAGAUAACAUUGAUUUUUAAAAAUGUGGAAUAACAUAUACCUGUUGGUCCUUUUGAAUAUUGUAAAGUUCAAGGUUGUAAAUAUUUACUGUCUGUCUUUGCAUGUUUCCUUAAUUUUAAAUAAACUGA
Stegostoma tigrinum is the source of this 3089-nucleotide messenger RNA. RefSeq names its product NSL1 component of MIS12 kinetochore complex (gene nsl1). The transcript is spliced from 7 exons. Gene Ontology annotation, cellular component: kinetochore; MIS12/MIND type complex. The record is from RefSeq and is a predicted model, not a curated record. Bases 1549 to 2292 code for a protein of 247 amino acids. Gene Ontology annotation, biological process: mitotic sister chromatid segregation. Lineage: Eukaryota; Metazoa; Chordata; Chondrichthyes; Orectolobiformes; Stegostomatidae.